AUGGGACAGCAGGAAUAUCUCAGCAACGCAGGACGACAGCCACCACAGACUUGGACAAUUUAUGAAAACCAAAUAUACGCUCUUAAAAUAGAACGUGGGCCUAAAUACCUGGAAUCACCCCCUUGGCUGAGGUGGGUGGAUGACUUGAAAAUUAAUAUGAACGGAGUUAAUAACUUGAAUGGAGUAGUGGACCCAAGAGCCGUAUUGGUGUUGACAAAAUGGCAGCAUUUAUUAUAAAGCUUCAACAUGGUCCUGCAAGAGCUCUGGCACCUAAUGACAUCUAAAGAAAAUGUGAAAGUCCCUCAGCUGCCUGAAGGACAGUGUUAUGGCAACUAA
Messenger RNA from Pongo pygmaeus (Bornean orangutan), 336 nucleotides. RefSeq names its product ubiquitin-conjugating enzyme E2 variant 1-like. NCBI's taxonomy places the organism in Eukaryota, Metazoa, Chordata, Mammalia, Primates, Hominidae. The record is from RefSeq and is a predicted model, not a curated record.